Messenger RNA from Jaculus jaculus (lesser Egyptian jerboa), 2670 nucleotides. RefSeq names its product vomeronasal type-2 receptor 116-like. The transcript is spliced from 7 exons. The coding region runs from base 1 to 2670 and encodes 889 amino acids. Gene Ontology annotation, molecular function: G protein-coupled receptor activity. NCBI's taxonomy places the organism in Eukaryota, Metazoa, Chordata, Mammalia, Rodentia, Dipodidae. Gene Ontology annotation, cellular component: membrane. Gene Ontology annotation, biological process: G protein-coupled receptor signaling pathway. The record is from RefSeq and is a predicted model, not a curated record.
AUGAAAAACUGUUACAUGUACCAAAACAAUGUAUUGGAGAUAAGUGACUUCAUAAGAAUUGAUGAAGAGAAGAUAAAUAUCCACACAGAAAAUCAACCAAGAACCGUAUUUCUCACCAUACGAAAACAUAAAUUGAAAAUUGAUAAAGGAUUUCAGUAUAAGACUUUGACAGAAACAGGCUGCUUUUGGAGAAUAAAGCAAAAUACAGAAAGUGAUGGAGAUAUGUGGAAGGAUUGUUUAUUUUCAACUCAGACAUCAAAGAAGCAUAUGAUAGACUAUGAUGCAAUGAACAAGCUUUACAGUGUGCCAGUCAAAAAGUAUCAAUAUAUUCUGACAAUGAUUUUUGUCACUGAGGAGAUCAACAGAAAUCCCAAACUCAUACCCAACAAGUCUAUUAAUUUUUAUUUCAAUCCUACAAAGUGUGAUGAUUCAUUGACUAUUAUCUCUGAUCUAAGUUCCACAGAAACUAAAGAGCACACUGUUCCUAAUUAUGGUUGUGAAAUAAUUGAUUGUGGUUUAAUAUUUACAGGACCAUCAUGGGCAACAAGUAGCAAAAUUGGGGCAUUGCUCUCAAUCUUUAACUUAGGACAGAUUCACUAUGGCCCAUUUCAAACUAUUCUGAGCAAUGGUUUUCAGUAUCCCUAUCUGUAUCAGAUUGCUCCCAGGGAAACAAGGCUGCCAUUUGCCAUAGUCUCCUUAAUGCUUCAUUUCAACUGGACUUGGAUAGGUCUGGUCAUCUCUGAUGAUGACCAAGGUACUAAAUUUCUCUCAGACUUCAGAGAAAAUUUGCAAGCAAAUAAACCCUGCUUAGCCUUUGUGAAUGUAAUCCCAUUAAACAUGAAGCUAUAUAAUACAAGGGCUAGGGAAUAUUAUCAACAAAUUGUGACAUCAUUGGCAAAUGUUGUGAUCAUUUAUGGUGAAAUGAAUUCUACACUGGAAGUGAGCUUUAAAAGAUGGGCAUAUUUAGGCAUCCAUAGGAUCUGGGUCACCACCUCACAGUGGGAUGUCAUAACAAAAACAGGAAGAGACUUCAUGAUUGAUUCAUUCUAUGGUGCUUUCACAUUUUCUACCUACCCUCAUGAGAUUCCCAAUUUUAAAAAAUUUAUUCAGACAAUGAACACUUCCCAAUAUCCAAUAGACCUUUCUGUUAUGAGAUCAGAAUGGAUGUACUUUAAUUGUUUGGACAUUGAAUCUAACUGUAGAACACAGAGUAAAUGUUCACUCAAUACUUCAAUAAAAUGGUAUGCAAGUCAAGGAUUUGACAUAGCCAUGAAUGAGGAGAAUUAUAAUCUAUACAAUGCUGUGUAUGCUUGGGCAUAUGCCUACCAUGAAAUAUAUUAUGAACAGGUAGAUAUUCACCCAAUAAUAAGUCUAUGCAUAUUUGACUGCUCAAAGUUUUACCACACUAUGAAGAACAUACAAUUUAUUAACCCUGUUGGAGACCUAGUGACUAUUAAUGAGAAAACAAAAUGUGAUGCAGACUAUGAUAUUUUCCACAUUUCAAAUUUUCCACAAGGUCUUGGAAUAAAGGUGAAAAUAGGACAGUUUUCUUCAUAUGGUUCCCUUGGUCAACAAUUGAAUUUGUCUGAUGAAGCAAUAGAAUGGGCCACAGGGAGUAGGCAGGUAUAUUCCCUCCUCGUAUGCAGUGAGAUUUGCAGGCCUGGUUUCAGGAAGUUCCAACAGGAGGGAAAGGCAGCCUGCUGUUUUGAUUGUUCACCCUGCCCAGGAAAUGAGAUUUCUAACAAAACAGAUAUGGAUCAAUGUGUGAAGUGCCCAAUCAAUCAGUAUGCCAGCAUAGAGAAAAAUCACUGUCUCCAAAAAACCAUGAUGUUUUUGGCUUAUGAAGAUGUCUUGGGGAUGGCUCUGGCUUGUAUAGCCCUGUUCUUCUCUGCACUCACUGCUCUUGUACUUGGAGUUUUUGUGAAGCACCAAGACACACCGAUUGUGAAGGCCAAUAAUCGAACAAACAGUUACAUCCUGCUCAUCUCCCUCAAGUUCUGUUUCCUCUGUCCAUUACUCUUCAUUGGACAUCCCAACACAGUCAAGUGCAUCCUACAGCAGAUCACAUUUGCACUUCUGUUCACUGUGGCUGUGUCCACUGUUUUGACGAAAACUAUUACUGUGGUUCUGGCCUUCAGGGUCACUGCUCCAGGAAAAAAGCUGAGAGGCCUGUUAUUAUCAGGAGCACCUAACUUCAUCAUUCCAAUUUGUACCAUGAUACAACUUGUUCUUUGUGGAAUCUGGCUGGGAACAUCCCCUCCCUUUGUUGACACUGAUGCACACUCAGAACAUGGCCACAUCAUCAUUGUUUGCAACAAAGGCUCAGAUGCUGCCUUCUACUGUGUCCUGGGCUACCUGGGAUCUCUGGCUGUAGGGAGCUUUACUGUGGCUUUCCUGGCCAGAAACCUGCCUGAUACAUUUAAUGAAGCCAAAUUCCUGACCUUCAGCAUGCUGGUGUUCUGCAGUGUGUGGCUCACCUUCCUCCCUGUGUACCAUAGCUCCAAGGGCCAGGCCAUAGUGAUAGUGGAGGUCUUCUCUAUCUUGACCUCCAGUGCAGGGUUGCUAGGUUGCAUCUUCUUCCCCAAGUGUUACAUCAUUUUGAUAAGACCCAGUAAAAAUACUCUAAAGAGGAUAAAGGAAAAACAUAUAGUCCAGCCAACUGAUUUUUAA